UGGAAAAUGACUACACCAAACAAGACACCUCCUGGUGCUGACCCUAAGCAGUUGGAAAGGACUGGUACAGUGCGGGAAAUUGGGUCACAGGCUGUUUGGUCACUUUCAUCUUGCAAACCAGGAUUUGGUGUAGAUCAGUUACGAGAUGACAACCUAGAAACUUACUGGCAAUCUGAUGGUUCCCAGCCUCAUUUAGUGAACAUCCAAUUCAGGAGGAAAACAACAGUGAAGACAUUAUGCAUUUAUGCAGACUAUAAAUCCGAUGAAAGCUAUACCCCAAGCAAAAUCUCAGUGAGAGUUGGAAAUAAUUUUCACAACCUUCAGGAGAUUCGGAAAUCUAAUUGA
This is a messenger RNA of Elephantulus edwardii (Cape elephant shrew), 345 nucleotides long. It is a transcript of the gene ANAPC10, whose product is annotated as anaphase promoting complex subunit 10. Bases 7 to 345 code for a protein of 112 amino acids. The transcript has 4 exons. Gene Ontology annotation, biological process: anaphase-promoting complex-dependent catabolic process; protein K11-linked ubiquitination. Gene Ontology annotation, cellular component: anaphase-promoting complex. NCBI's taxonomy places the organism in Eukaryota, Metazoa, Chordata, Mammalia, Macroscelidea, Macroscelididae. The record is from RefSeq and is a predicted model, not a curated record.